UCUCUCCGCAUCCUCUGCAGUCGCGUUUCUUCCUUCUCCGCUCCGUUCUCCGCCGCCGUCAGGGUCUGCGACCCUGAGUCCGGAGCCGGGCAUCAUUCCAGGUUGGUUCCCAGGACCCGGUACUUUGGCUGGGGACUCCCCUGAGGUUUUCUCUUCGGAGUAGGGAUGGCCUCUGGGCUCCUACCCGUGGGCCCCCAGGGCUCGGUGACGUUCCGGGACGUGGCCGUGGACUUCUCCCCGGACGAGUGGGAGUGCCUGGGCCCGGCCCAGAGGGAGCUGUACCAGGAGGUGAUGCUGGAGAACUACCGGAGCCUGGCGUGGCUGGGCCUCGCUGUUUCCUGUCCGGAAGUGGUCUGCCAGCUGGAGCGGGGGCCCUGGGUGCCGGAGCCGGAAGUGGUUGCAGGCCCUGCGGGUUGGGAGACCAAGGCCCCAAAAUUGGGCCUUGCUAUUAAAGGAUCAUCUCAAGAAAGCCUGACAAGUAUUGAUAUAUGUGUCUCCAAGUUAGGAAAAGUCUGGAAACUUAAAGCCAAUUUAGAAACUCUUCAGGAAAAGAAUAUCUGUAAGCAUGAUACAGAUAGAGAAGGUAAGUAUAAUGACUGUGGGAAACCCUUCACUUAUACAUCAGGCCUUAUGGAGCAUCAGAUAAUUCAUAUGAAUGAGAAGCCCAAUGAGUGCCAUGAAUGUGAAAAGACCUUCAGUCAAAGAACAGAAUUUAGACAACAUCACAGAAUUCACACUGGAGAGAAACCUCAUGAGUGCAAUGAAUGUGGCAAGGCCUUCCGCCGCAGUUCACAACUUAGUGAGCAUCAGAGAAUUCAUACUGGAGAGAAACCUUAUGAAUGUCAGCAAUGUGGCAAAGCAUUCCGACAGAGAUCAAAACUUACACGACAUCAGAGAAUUCAUACUGGAGAGAAAACUCAUGUCUGUAAUGAAUGUGGGAAAGCCUUCCACCAGAGCUCAGCACUUAUUCAACAUCAAACAAUUCAUACUGGAGAGAAACCUUAUGAAUGUCAAGAAUGUGGGAAGGCCUUCAGCCUGAGCACACGAUUCAUUGUACACCAGCGAAUUCAUACUGGAGAGAAACCUUAUGAAUGUCAGGAAUGUGGAAAAGCCUUCCAUCAGAGAACGGGACUUACUGAACAUCAGAGAAUCCAUACUGGAGAGAGGGCUUAUGAAUGUAACAAAUGUGGGAAGACCUUCUGCCAGAGAACAGGACUUACUCAACAUCAGAGGAUCCAUACUGGAGAGAAACCUUAUGAAUGUAAAGAAUGUGGGAAGGCCUUCUGCCAGAGAACAAGGCUUACUCAGCAUCAGAGAAUUCAUACUGGAGAGAAACCUUAUGAAUGUAAGGAAUGUGGGAAGGCCUUUAGAGUAAAAACACUGCUUACUCAGCACCAGAUAAUUCAUACUGGAGAGAAACCUUUUGAAUGCAAGGAAUGUGGGAAGGCCUUUCACCUGAGCACUGGACUUAGUGAACAUCAGAGAAUUCAUACUGGAGAAAAACCCUAUGAAUGUAGUGAAUGUGGGAAGGCCUUCCGCUGGAGUGCAGGACUUAGUCGACAUCAAACAAUUCAUACUGGGAAGAAACCUUUUGAAUGUAAUGAAUGUGGGAAAGCCUUCCGCCUGAGUACAGCGCUUACAGAGCAUCAGAGAAUUCACACUGGAGAGAAACCUUUUGAAUGUAAUGAGUGUGGAAAGGCCUUCCGUCUGAGCAUAGGCCUUACUGAACAUCAGAGAAAUCAUACUGGAGAAAAACCAUAUGAAUGCAUGGACUGUGGGAAGGCCUUCAGCCAGAGUACACAGCUUAAUCGACAUCAGAGAAUUCAUACUGGAGAGAAACCAUAUGAAUGUAAUGAAUGUGGGAAGGCCUUUUGCCAAAGAGCAAACCUUAUACAACAUCAGACAGUUCAUACUGGUGAGAAGCCUUAUGAAUGUAAUGAAUGUGGGAAGGCCUUUAGCCAAAGCACAGCACUUACCGGACAUCUGAGAAUUCACACUGGAGAGAAACCUUAUGUAUGCAAUGAAUGUGGGAAGGCCUUCCGUCUAAGGACAGGACUUACUGAACAUCAGCGAAUUCAUACAGGACAGAAACCUUAUGAAUGUAAUGAAUGUGGAAAAGCUUUCCGCCUGAGCAAACAGCUUACUCAGCAUUACAGAAUUCACACUGGAGACAGGCUUUAUGAAGGUAGAGCCUUUUGAAAGAAUUGAAUUUGAGGUUUUUAGCUAAAUUGUAUUCUUUUUCAGAAAGCAGAAAUUACAACCUAGAGGAAACCCUUGAGAUCAAAUUCUCAACAAAGUUAAUAUAAUAGCUGUUCCAAAUUCUUUUCCUCUCUGGUCAAGUCCCCAAUCUCCACAUUUGCCACAAAUGAUUCACUCUUAACUUACUGAGAAAUUGUUCUAGUCUGAAAGGAGCAAACUGCCCUUAGACGGUCACAGGAGAAAAAUUAUUUCUACUUUUUCUUGAUUGUCCUUUUGUGCCCAUCAUCCCACUGAUUCUUAAUCCUCUGAUUUCAAACCAUUUGCUAAGUCUAUCAAUUUUCUAUCCACGAUAUCUCUAUCAUUUGACCCUCCUGUCUACUCACAUCACCACCACCUUAGUCCAUGUCCCUGUCACCCCUCAUCUGAACUAUUGCUUCCCCUUAUACAUUCUGAUAUUCCAAAUGAACUAGCCAACUUUCUGUUCCUAAUGUUCCAUCUCUUGAUUUCUCACCUUUCUGUGGGGUCUAUAAUAUUCUCUCUCCUCCCUUCUAUCUCCUACAAUUCUAAUUCUCUUCAAGGCUUAAUUGAAGUGCUAUCUCCUACAUGAAUCCUCUGCCUGACCAUUCCAGGUAUUGCUCCAUGACAUCCUCUCCUUUACCCAAUAAUGUAGUGAAUUAAUUUCUCGAUUAGUCAUCCAUCCAUUGGGGGAAUAGACUGUUUUGUCUCGUGUAAUUUUCUGUCAGUGUCUUGCAUAUAAUGGACACAGUGUUUGUUGAAUUAACUUGCUUUGAUAUCCCACUUUCCAUCAUCGAGAAGUUGUUUAAAUAGGCUGUAUUGGAGUAUUAAUUAUAUCUUUCAUAUAUACAUACAUAUGUUUAGUAUAUCAUUUUAUAAUUCUUUUAUUAUAUCUUUUCCUCAUUUCUAGUUUUUGGGGUUAUAUUAAUUUUGAUCUUUGCUCUAACAAGUCCCCAGUCUGACUGUACACAGAUAUCUUACUCAGGAAUGAUUUCUACAUCAAUAACAAGUUAUUUUUUCUAUUAAAAUAAAGAUGUGACUUUUUAAUUAAAGACAGAAUUUGAAAGAAGGGACCUCAGAUGCCACCUAGUGCAACCCAUACCCCAAAGGGUCCCCACCUAGGAAAUGGUUUUCCAGCCUCUUCUCAAAGACCCCCAGUGAGGAGAAUCUAGCAUCUCUCAAGACAAUCCAUUCCACUUUUUUAUUUUGUUCUUUUUGAAUCAUUUCAGUCCUGUCCAAGUCUUCCUGAUCCCAUUUGGAAUUUUCUUGGAUACUACUAGGUUAGUUUGCAGUUCCUUCUACACUUUAGAACAGCUCUGAUUGUUAGGAAACUUCCUGAAAUGAAAUGUAAAUCCCUCCUUUACAUACUUGAGCAUGACUAGCAUGUCCUGAAUUUUGUUCUCUCUAGGCCAAGUACAUUUAUUUCCUUUCAACAAGAUUUCAUGUAAGCAAGGUCCUUCACCAUCUUGGUUCCUUCUUAUGGACACUAUGCAUUUGUGCUGUUUCUUAGACUAUGAUCCUGUACGGGUUAAAUUAAGAGGUUUGACAAGAUAAGAGCAGCUUUUAAUAAUUUAAGUUUUAAAGAGAAUAUAGUAGAGUUGUAAAUUAAUAUCCCUACAAGCCCAAGAAAAGUCAACUUCUAGCAGCUUUUAACUAACAGUUUAGUUUAAUUAAAAUGGAGUUAGUAAAAGAAUAUAGUAAAGGAGAGAAAUAUAGGAAAGAAGUAGAGAAAGACAAUUUCCUAAUGUCUAUACUAGUUAUUCCAUAACUACCUGUAACUUCUACCUACAACUGCCAUUUGAGAAAGUCCAACUGAUCACCCUUCAGCUCAGUUCACCAGGCAGAAUUAGUAUCUAUCUAUAGAUAUACCUGCAGAUAUGUGUGUGUGUGUGUGUAUAUAUAUAUAUCCCAACCACCAACUAAUCACCAACCCACACCACCAGCAACCAACUCAUGCCCAGCAGCCAACUUCCCCACAACUGCCAACCCUGUCAGCAACUGACAGACCAACUAAUUCAUUCUGUCUCCUUUUAUACCCUUUUCCUACCUCACUUCCUAUCUGUGGUUUCUACUUCCUGUCACUGUGGGCUGGUUAAUACCUACACAUCUCUAUGGUAAGAGGACCUCCAGGUCCCCUGCUAAAUUAAAAAAAGGAAUAAAGAAUUCCUUUUUACAAUCCCCGGAAUGGAAUACAAUAUUGCAGAUGAGGUCUAAGCAGGGCAUAGUAUAAGAUUCUCGCCUCCAUAUUCCUGGAAACUGACCCUCUGAUUGCAGCCCAAGAUUUCAUUAGCUUUGGGGGCUGCCACAACAUACUUCUGCUUCCUAUUGAGUUCACAAUCCACUCAAAACCCCAGAACUAUUGUCCAUUCCCCCAUCCCCAUUUUCUACUUGGGAAGGUGAUGAUUGGAUCCCAAGUUUUAGACUUUAUCCUUACUGAAUUAUAAUUUGUUAGAUUCAGCCCAACAUUUCAACACACCAAGAUCUCUUUGGAUCCUGGCUCUAAUCUAAUAGCAAUCCCUAGCAACUUUGUGUCAUCUGCAAAGACAAUGAGCACAUGAUCUAUGCCUUUAUUGAUAUCAUUAAUAAAAAUGUUAACUUUGGACCAGAAAUACUUUUUAGAAACGACAAUAAUGAAGUCUGAAUUUCUUCAGAACACAAAUGAUGGAUUUAGAAUUGGUGUUAUUACAUCAACAAACCAUGUUACCAUCGUAUGACUUAAGAAGAGAGAUGUGAAGUUGAUUGCCAGAAAGGGAUUUCUGACUCCAGUAGAUAAUGGAUCCUGUAGAAUUUAUUUCAGUCUUUUCUAUAAUCUUUUCUAUGAAACUUAACUGCACAAAGGCAAAAAUAUAUAUAUAUAUAUAUGUGCCCCAUGACCCAGAAUUAAGGCUCUCUGGGCUUACAAAAUAAAUCUUUCGGGUUUUUCAUUAAGUACAGUGGCUCAUGCUUGGACCCAUGAUCUCCUCCAGAACAUAAAAAACUGGUUCCUUUCUGCUCUUUCCUAGGAGUAUUUAAUAACUCAGCUUUUGUCUUCAGUUUAAAGCCCCCAUUAUAAUGGGCCUCCUACCUCCCAUCUUCAAGAAACUUUUCUUUGCCCUUCUUGAAUCCUUCCUCCAGCCCCACUAACAUCCCAUCCUGCUCGCCAUUCUUUCUCCUUAUCUGGUAUUGCCAACGUCUUAUUUUGUUUAAUUCUCCUUAUUUGUUACAAGGGCAGUUUUUAUUGGGAGGUGAGGUGGGAAGUCAGUCGAAACGGAUAGCUAUGUGAAGGAAAGAAAGAAAGAGAACAUCAACAAAGCAUUUGAAAAGAAGAUCCCUGGGGAAUUCCAUGGAAACCUCUGGUCAAGUUGACUUGUACCCAUGAAUUAUUACCCUUUAAGUCUGAUCAUCCACUCAGCCCUGAAUUCAUCUAAUAGGAGGUAUUUUCAAAUGCUUUGCUUAAAUGUAGGUAAUUUAUAGCUCAGCAUUCUUCUCUACUUGCUUUAGUCAUCCUGCUCCUGAAAGAAAGAAAAAUAACUGGGCCCACUACCAGAGCCGAAGAGCUGAGCUUAUAUGUGGGCACAAAAUAGAGAAGUCCGAAGUCUGCAGCCGCUCCCAGUCUCCGGCCUGACACGUCCGAUGUUUGGCUUAUAAUGAAUUUAUAAGCGUGAGCAGUUGCUCUACAGGUGUUAUACACUAGGUCAGGAGCUCAGAACAUGUGGAAAAGGGGUACCAAACAGGUUGAUGAAAAGAUCUUUUUUUUACUAACAGGUUCCAGUAAGAAGGGCACACGCCCCUAACACGUACUUUUCUCCUUUCCCUUCCUCGGUAACUUGGUCACGACACUGUAAGAAUAGGGGGCCAGUUUCCUCGUGUUACAACCUCUAGUGCAUGUAGGAAAACAACAGGGAGGUGAACAGGCACUUUCAUCAUUACAGAGACUUCUAAUGCUCUUCCUAUUAUGUAUUAUUUAGCUCUCAGUUCCAGCUUAGCAAUCCUUAUAAGCGACUAAAAGUUACUGAACUUAAUUUCUUCUUGCACCCCAAAAAGGACAUAGAUGUACUCCUGGCAUGACUUGCUCUUCAUGAAGCUCUUCUGGCUUCUUGUGAUCGCCAUUUGCCUUUUGGGGGAAACUAACCAUCUUUUUCACCUGUUCUAGAAUUUUCCUAGAAAGCAAAGGCAAGUUCACUGGUCUAUGGUUUGUAGACUUUGUUCUUUUCCCCCUUUUAGAAAGUUGGAACCGCAUUUGCCCUUCAGUAUUGGAGUAUCUCUUCCUGUAGUCCCAAAUGUCACUGAUAGUGGCUCAACUAGCACCUCUUCCAGUUCUUUCAGGACGUGGAGGCUCAUUUUAUACAGACGGAGUGCCUUAAAUCCAUUUGAGACAGACUCAUCCUGAGGAUCAACUCUGAGCAAUUUGUGUUCAUUUUGUCAGCUGCUUGUUAUUAUGGCCCCACAUGUUGGGCUUUUCUUCAGGAGAUUAUUGACGAUUUGUGAGUGCGAAGGUUCUCUCUGGAUCUUUAGCUUCUCUUCUCAGUUUUACAAUCUGUGUUUCUGACUUUUUAGCCACCCUUCUAUGUUCUCACCUUUAUACUAAAGUCAAGAGAGCAUAGCGAUUUUACCUUGGCCAUUCGUAUUGGUAUCCAUGGAAUUUCUCUACCUCUUCAACUGUCACAAAAGCUAUUACACGUGCAGCAGUUAUUUCAAUGGUGCUGGUUUUGCAAUAUAAGAAUGGUAAAAAAAACUUUUGUUACCUCUGGGCACACAAUAAAACCAGCACUGCCACCCUCUUUUACUUUUGCA
Messenger RNA from Monodelphis domestica (gray short-tailed opossum), 6987 nucleotides. RefSeq names its product zinc finger protein 527-like. Gene Ontology annotation, biological process: negative regulation of transcription by RNA polymerase II; regulation of cytokine production; regulation of immune system process. The record is from RefSeq and is a predicted model, not a curated record. NCBI's taxonomy places the organism in Eukaryota, Metazoa, Chordata, Mammalia, Didelphimorphia, Didelphidae. Gene Ontology annotation, cellular component: nucleoplasm. Gene Ontology annotation, molecular function: RNA polymerase II cis-regulatory region sequence-specific DNA binding; DNA-binding transcription repressor activity, RNA polymerase II-specific.